CAACUUUCUCAUCCAUCCCUUCUCGAAUCAUUGUUCACUUCUCAUCUUCACGUCUCCUUGCAUCAUUCUCCUCACGAAGCUUACGAAGCUUACGAAGCCGACACCGCCGCCAUGAAAAUCAUCAACAAGAUCGCCCAAAAGAACGCCGAAGGGAAACCCUUCUACUCGUUCGAAUAUUUUCCCCCAAAGACCGCACAGGGUCUCUCCAACCUCUUUGACCGAAUCGGGAGGAUGCAAGUGCUCUCGCCAGCUUUUGUCACCUGCACCUGGGGCGCCGGCGGCUCUACGUUUGAAAAGACCACGGAAUUGAGCGCGGUGGCACAAACUGUUCACGGUCUUGAGACCUGCAUGCACUUGACAUGUACCAAUAUGGAUCGUGGCAAAGUCGAUGAUGCACUGGCGGAAGCCAAAAAGGCUGGUAUUCAGAACAUCUUGGCGCUCCGGGGCGAUCCACCGCGCGGCCAGGAAUACUGGACUCAGGUGGACGACACGUUCGUUCAUGCCAUUGAUCUUGUGCGCUACAUUCGGCAGCAGUACGGCGACUACUUUUGCAUCGGAGUUGCAGGUUACCCGGAAGGACACAUGGACAACACCAGCUUCAGCAGCGAAGAAGAGAUCAAGUUCUUAAAGGAGAAGAUCGACGCCGGCGCAGAUUUUGUUUUGACGCAGCUGUUCUACGAUGUUGACGGAUUCUUGGCCUGGGAGAAGCAGUGUCGUGCGCUUGGUAUCGUCUGUCCUAUCAUCCCAGGCGUGAUGCCUAUUCAGUCCUACAACGGCUUCCGGAGAAUCACCAAUCUCGCAAAGAUUCGUAUUCCCGAAGCUAUUGCGCAGGCAUUGGAGCCCAUCAAGAACGAUGACCAAAAGGUCAAAGACUACGGUGUGGAGCUUGCAGCAACGAUUAUCGAUCGUCUUUUAAGCGCAGGCAUCACCGGUUUCCACAUCUGCACCCUCAAUUUGGAGAAGUCCGUGCGUUUGAUCCUGGAGCGCGUUGGCUUUGUCUCUCCAUCGGUUACAGCCCGCAAGCAACAGCAACAACAUAUCAACAAUGAACCUACUCAUGUAAGUGUCGCUACAAAGACAUCAGGUGCUGCGGGACCCGAAAGCGGCGAAUCACACCUCGGCCCAUUGAUCUGGAAACCAAUAGACGACCUUUUGGGACGCUCGGAAUCUUGGGAUGACUUUCCCAAUGGUCGUUGGGGAGAUGCUCGCUCGCCUGCGUUCGGUGAUCUGGAUGGGUAUGGCGCGUCCCUGAAAGUCGAACCAAGAAAGGCGCUGGAGAUGUGGAGGAGACCCAAGAGCAAGGAGGACAUCAGUCAGCUCUUUGUCGAAUUUAUCCAGGGCAGGAUCCCUCUCUUGCCGUGGUCUGAGGGAUCUCCUCUUCCUGAGACCGAAGCAAUUCGGUCGAGGCUUGUGGCCUGCAAUGAGCGAGGACUCUGGACUGUGGGAUCUCAACCAGCGGUCAAUGGUAAGCCCAGUACGGAUCCUUUGGUAGGAUGGGGUCCCAAAGGAGGAUACGUAUACCAAAAGGCAUUCUUGGAGUUGUUUGUGGGACCGGACGAAGUCGCUGAAAUGGUGAAUAAGCUGAGGACCAGUUCGCCCUGGAUUACUUUUUUCGUGGCAAGUCGCGAUGGAGAUGUGGUUACCAACUCGACAGGAGAUGUUUUAGAGGAACAGCGGAAGAUUGCAGAGCUUAAGAAGAUUUGCGGCGAAAAGCUGAAUGAAAAGACAACCAGCACUGGCGUUGACACGUCUUCAUCCACUGCAGACUCGACCUCAACAGAGACACCUGUGUGUGCCACCUCGUUCGCAAACAAGACUGACGAUGCGUUAGUGGAGGGAUCGAACGCGGUGACAUGGGGCGUGUUCCCCGGCAAGGAGAUUGUUCAGCCAACGGUGAUCGAGAAGGUGUCGUUCCUGGCCUGGCGCGACGAGGCGUUUGAGAUUUGGCGAGAGUGGGAGCAUCUCUAUCCCAAGGGAUCCGACUCACAGAAGUUGCUGCACCAAAUCGGACACGACUACUGGCUGCUGAAUGUCGUGCACAACGACUUCAGAGACGAGAAUGGCAUCUGGGACAUUGUGCUAUCUUGAACCUGGAUCCACAUAGACAACACUAAUAAUAUCAGGCGGGGAUAUUGUACGAGAAGGAAAAUAAAGACAUGUUCUUAUCGGC
Messenger RNA from Gamsiella multidivaricata, 2170 nucleotides. Its product is annotated as methylenetetrahydrofolate reductase-domain-containing protein. Gene Ontology annotation, biological process: tetrahydrofolate interconversion. Bases 112 to 2088 code for a protein of 658 amino acids. Gene Ontology annotation, cellular component: cytosol. Gene Ontology annotation, molecular function: methylenetetrahydrofolate reductase [NAD(P)H] activity; FAD binding. The transcript is spliced from 5 exons. The record is from RefSeq and is a predicted model, not a curated record. Lineage: Eukaryota; Fungi; Mortierellomycota; Mortierellomycetes; Mortierellales; Mortierellaceae.